GGAGGCUCUGCCCUUUGCCUUUGCUUAAAAAUCAAAAGUCUAUUCGCAAGGAGAGUCUCGAGAGCAACUGCUGCAGCUGCUGAAAAAGUAGAAAAACUAAAAUAAUUUUAACAAAAAAAAAAAAAAAAAAAAAAAAAACAGCUGUGAAAAUUGUUAGAGCAAUGCCGCCCAGACGCAGUGAGCGCUUGCGUUUGCAACGCGAGGACGCUUCCCCAGCCCAGCCCGGAGCCGAGCCCAGAGCUGAGCCGAGGUCAGCGAGCAGUCGACCCGUUCGCCGGCGCUCUCAUGGAACGCGCGCCGCACAGCCGGCACGACAGGCGAGGAUGAACGCAGUGGUGGUGCCGCUGGAUCAGCGGCAUGAUCCGCGCACCUGGCUGCAGCUGGAGGCGCACAGGAACUCCAGGGCGUUGGCCAGCCACAGUGGGGAGGUGCAGACGGAUGAUGCGCAGACGCUGCGUCUGCUGUCGGUCUUCAUACGCAUCGCGCUGCUGGAGUCGCCGUCGCUGGCCCAGCUGACCCGGCGCAAUCCUAGUCAGGGCAUCCGGAAGCUGUUUCGCAUCAUACGAUUUCUGUUCUUUAGACGUUAGCUGAUUGAGCUGGUUAGCUCACGUAGGUCUUAUGUUCAAUAAAUCGACCAGAGCCAAGCGCCCCCACAACGA
Molecule: messenger RNA, 659 nt
Organism: Drosophila mojavensis
Lineage: Eukaryota; Metazoa; Arthropoda; Insecta; Diptera; Drosophilidae
Exons: 2
Coding region: 162-587 (141 amino acids)
Source: RefSeq, a predicted model, not a curated record